GAGUUGUGGUAAUCUCGCCGGCGGUCCGUAGACUAUUUUAAUUUAGACUUCUAGGGUCCACCACCUUAUCAAUUCUCAGGAGGACUCAGACAUACGCUUCGAAGCAAAUCUGCGAGUCUCACUGUCCGACAACCUUAUGGGGACAGUCCAGUGCUGCGCGAAGGUUUACUCUAUUAAUCUUCCGAUAAGCCAUUGAGCGUGUGGGAUUCGUCUGAUUAGAUGGUUGGGGUAGGCCACCUCCUGAGAGCAUCAAAAGGUGUUAGGCCCUAGCAGUCUUUUAUCAGACGGAAAUAUCACAAGGGAAACCUUAAAGAAGUGAAGCUGCUGGUUAAUCUCCUGUGGCAGAGUUAUAAAGGCUUGCGAAUAUUUUCUCAGCCCUCUUAUCACCUUAUUUCAUCCUUCCGCAAGCCCCCCUUAUCAACACGACGAUGGCCAACAAAGCAAAACUUGAGGCGCUUCUCACUCUGAUUACUAAAUCUGCACGAGAUGCCAUCGCUCUUUACGAGCAGCACGGUGAUGUACCCUCCAUUGACCAGAUGGAACCCCAUCCGUUGGACGAUGCUGUCGACCACAUUGCUUUGAAGAGUUCUAUUCGUACACUUGAAGGUGCUUGUGCUCAGCUAUGCACGACACUUGCUCCACCUGCCCAUACUGCAAUAAACCUUGUCCAAGUGUACGAUUACGCCUGUGUGCGAGUAGCUGUUCGGGAAAAUAUUACAAAUGUUCUGUUGAACUACCCUGAGGGUAUUCACGCCAAUGAGCUCUCCAAAAUUAUCAACAUCGAGCCGAAGAAACUGGCCAGGAUGAUGCGUCUCCUAGCUACGCGAGGUUGCUACAAUGAAGUUGACACGGACGUUUUUGCCAAUAACCGUCUGUCUCUGAUCCUUCACAGCGAGAACCCUGUCCGACACAUGGUCUCGCUUCAUGUGGAGUCAUGUGCCAAGGGAGCAUCAGUGUUCUACGAGUCUCUCAAAGACCCGAGGACUGGGUACUCGUAUGAACCAACGGAUGCGCCGAUAAUGUAUGCCAACAACAAAGAGGGCAUCCAAGGAACGUUCUUCGACUGGAUGAGGCAGGACGACGAUCGACGUGAGAGUUAUCAUUGCUCGAUGAGAGGUAUGAGUGGCAUCAUGGGCUCUCUUGCUGUCCUGACUCAUUUCCCAUUCGAAAAGUACUCAACCGUUGUCGAUGUUGGAGGAGGUAUCGGCGCAUUUUCCCUGCCAUUGGCCAAAAUGCACAAGAACAUAAAAAUUACAAUACAUGAUCUUCCAGAGGCAUUGGUUCAGAUCUGGGCAAGAGAGUGCCCUGAAGCUGUGGCAGAAAACAGAGUUGAGUUCGAGGGGCUGAACUUCUUCGAACAAGUGCCCGUAAAGGGCAAGGACAUCUAUUAUCUCAGAAAUAUCAUUCACGACUGGCCUGACCACGAGUCUAAGCUCAUCCUCCACAAUGUUCGCAAGGCGCUGGGUCCAAACAGCCGCGUCCUUAUCCAUGACUAUGUGCUCCGCCAACUUAGCCGCAAGCAGGCAGCAGUUGAAGCUUCAAUGUUGGGAGUUGUUGUGGCUCCUGAACCGCUCCUUCCAAACUUUGGCGUUGGAAAUAUGCGCAUGUAUCAACAAGACAUGACCAUGUUAUUGGCACACAACGCGAAGGAGCGAACAUUGCAAGAGUGCCUCACACUCUCCACGGCUGCUGGUCUGAAACUGGAGAAGGUCUGGGACCUUGCUGAAGCAUGCAUCUUGGAGUAUUCUGCCGCAUGAUGAUCCACGAGCCAACUGCUAGUAGUAGUUUUUGGCUUAUGUAUAACUGCAUAUACUCCAACUCGUCUUAAGAUUGGUGGGUUUCGCGAUGUACCUGGGAACCAGUUAUCAACGUAUAUGGAAUAGACUUCGGCCAAACUUCCAAGAUAAGCUCGACGCG
Messenger RNA from Suillus paluster, 1917 nucleotides. RefSeq names its product O-methyltransferase-domain-containing protein. The coding region runs from base 429 to 1757 and encodes 442 amino acids. The transcript is spliced from 11 exons. Gene Ontology annotation, molecular function: O-methyltransferase activity. NCBI's taxonomy places the organism in Eukaryota, Fungi, Basidiomycota, Agaricomycetes, Boletales, Suillaceae. The record is from RefSeq and is a predicted model, not a curated record.